CAGAGCUUAUUUGGAGGGUCAUGAGAGACCAGGAGAUGCUACGUUGUGUGUGGAGACACCUGGUUGGCGUCUUAAAGGGACAGUCUCAGACACUGUGCUACACUUCCAGCCUCUUACACACUCUGGGAUCUGUCACUGUGCUGUGUUGUGUGGACAAACAGGGUAUCCUGUCGUGGCCUAACCCCAGUCCAGAGACCGUGCUGUUCUUCAGCGGACGGGUCGAACCACCUCACAACAGCCAGGAUGAUCUCAGACUCCUGAGACUCCUCAACUCCUACUGCCGAAUGGAGACGGAUGACGACAGGGAUGAGGCCCAGGAGGGGCAGGCUCUGCUCUGUCUACCGGCAGAGUCCUCCACCCAGCUGGGGGAGGGGCCCGAGCCGAGCGAGACCUCACACGACACCAUUCGCUCAUCUGACACGGUCCGGCUUCGCCGUUCCUGCCAGCCCGCACACAGUCGCACCAAACACCACUCUGGAUCCAACGUGAGCUUCAGCCACGACACUGAGGGAGGCGAGGACGACCAGGCCCAGGACUUUGCAAUGGGCUGCCCAGAGGCGGAGGCAGAGGACUUUGUGUGUGACUACCACCUGGAGAUGCUGAGCCUGUCACAGGACCAGCAGAACCCAACCAGCAUCCAGUUUGAUCAUCUCUCCUGGUGGUUCAUCUCACACCAGUCCACAAAACCAGCCACCGCCCUCUGGUGA
Toxotes jaculatrix (banded archerfish) is the source of this 707-nucleotide messenger RNA. Its product is annotated as transmembrane protein 94-like. The transcript has 5 exons. Bases 21 to 707 code for a protein of 228 amino acids. NCBI's taxonomy places the organism in Eukaryota, Metazoa, Chordata, Actinopteri, Toxotidae. The record is from RefSeq and is a predicted model, not a curated record.